Molecule: messenger RNA, 438 nt
Organism: Acanthoscelides obtectus
Lineage: Eukaryota; Metazoa; Arthropoda; Insecta; Coleoptera; Chrysomelidae
Source: the annotation of a GenBank genome assembly
UGAGAUGUAGAUGGGAUGACCUUGGAAAUAUAUGCUUAAAUUGUGGAACUCGCCGAGAGAAGUCAGUUCUGUAGUUGCAAGUGGCGCAAAUGUUAUGCGAGGGGUGUAGAAUGGAGCGAAGACCGUUGUCAGCAAUAUUACCACAAUGAUGGGAUCAAUAGUAUGUGAGAGGUGUAUCAUAGGAGCAAGGUAUGCCUUAUUUAGUAUAUACGACGGAUAUGUGAAUAAGCUCCACAUAGAUAGUAAGAACAUAGCAAAGUGUUUGUACUGCGAAAGGCGAAUAGCAUCGAAUAGUAUACGUAAGUGUGACAACAGUCCGCUGGGAGGCAAGCAUCUGUAUUGCAGCCGAAGAAAGAAAAUGGGAAAGUUAGGAGGAAAAGGAGAUCGAGUGUGAAGGUAAGUGAAGGAAAAAAAUGUGUGGAUAAGUUGAGAGAAUAA